Molecule: messenger RNA, 3273 nt
Organism: Microplitis mediator
Lineage: Eukaryota; Metazoa; Arthropoda; Insecta; Hymenoptera; Braconidae
Gene: Tdrd3
Product: tudor domain-containing protein 3
Exons: 3
Coding region: 548-2776 (742 amino acids)
Cellular component (GO): nucleus
Molecular function (GO): protein binding
Source: RefSeq, a predicted model, not a curated record
AGUAAGAUUUCAUCCUCAACAAAAGUUAUAAAAAACUCCAAUUCUUAAACAAAUUAGUUGUCAAAUAAAAUAAUCAAUACGUCAGUUAAUGAAAUAACAUCAAUUAAAAUAAAUAGACAUUAGAUUUAUUUAAAAAUAAUAAAGUCAACAGUGAGAAUGUGACGUAAAAUACCUAAUUCCGAGAGCAUACAAAACUAGAGUAUUCGGUUUUACCAAAAUGGUCGUGAGCUAACCAACACUCGUGGGUGCAGUUAUAAAAUAAUAAAAUUACUCAUAAAUAAUAAAUAUUCUCAUUGCUUAAUAUAUUAAACAAUAAUAUUUAAGUAUCACCAAGUGUUUAAAUUAUUAUUUUAUCGCCAGUUAAUAGUCUGCAUUGCGGUAAAAUAAUUAUGUAUGACAGCUGACAAAUGUUUACUCAUAAUUAAUAAUUAUAAUCGUCUUAUAAAUUUAAUAUAAUUACUAAAUUUUUUAAAACACUUGCCAUUUAAUUAAAUUUAAAAAUAUAUUUAAAAAAUUAUUACUAUUAGUCUCCAUUUUAAUUCAAAUCAUGGAGAAAUUAAAGGAACACGGAUGGUAUUUAUCAGAACAAGGGUUCAAUUUAAUAAGUAAUUCUGGAAAAAUAAAUGAUAUUUCGUCAUUAAUAAAACGUGCUAUUGACUUUGAUUUACGUGAAAUCGGAAGUGGAGAAGGUGAUUUUACAAAAAGUAAAUUAGUAGUACAAAUAUCAAAGCUGCGUAACGUUGCGGUACCAAAAAAUAAGGAAGCAUGUUCAACACCUCGUAUGUUAAAAUUAUAUUUAACUGAUGGUAAAAAUAAUUAUCAAGCUGCUGAAUACGAUCAAAUCAACGUAAUAAAUAUAAACACACCACCGGGAACUAAAAUAGUAAUUAAACCUGGCGAUAUAUUGAUGGUACACGGUAUUAUAUUACUGAAAUCAAGUGACGUUGAGUGUGUGCUGGGUGGACGAGUACAGAGUCUCAUUGAGAAGUGGGAAUUAAGUAAAAAAUUGACCUCAUACACACGUGUGAGAUCAGUUGAAGAGGGCGGUCCACCUCCUUGGAUACCAUUCGGUCAGAAAAUAAUAAAAGUUACUGAGAAAGACAAAAAAUUCAAGUCCCUGGGUGACAGCAAGGAGGGUACCAGCAAAGACAGCGAGUUCGAGGCUCAGAGACAGGACGCUAUUGCCGAAGCUUCAAAACAGGGAAGUAAAAAAGUGUUUGGCGGCGGUAAUAAACCAUUACUUGAUUAUUCUGUACAGAGGAUAGUUGAUCAAGGAUUUACAAUAGAGCAAGCUGAGUAUGCGUUGAAAAUGAACCGUAACAAUGUUGAUCGUGCACUUAAAUCACUUCAGAAAAACGAUAACACGCAUGGCAAACAGAAUCGCGAGCCGCGAGAACCGCGAGAACCGCGAGGAAAACGUUCAGAUAAGAAGAAUGAAGAGACUAAACCCAGUAGCGGAAAGAUUUCAUUGUUUGAUUUUCUUGAAGAUAAACUGCCUGCUCAGGCAACUGAACACACGGAUACUUACUCAUCAAAUACUUAUAAUAAUGAUUACGGGAGUUCUAGAUUAGAAAAUGAACGGCAUAGUCGUGGUGGUGGUCGUCCUGGAGCCAGUGGAGAUACAACGCAUUCACAGUCUACCAGUAGAGGUGGUAAGAGCCAAAAAGGUGGACGCGCUGGUUAUCAAACUUCAUCACGAAAUAAUGAAGGCAAUAAACCACCGAAGAAAAACAAUAGUAGUAAUAAUGAUAAUAAUUAUAAUAACACAUUGUCAUACGGAGUGUCAAAUUUGUCCAUUAAUUCAUCAUCUCAUCAAAAUAAACCACCGAGAUUUCAAAAGCAGGAUACUCACAACCAGAAGCAGCAUCAGGACUUUCAUAAUCAGAAACAUCAAGACUUUCAAAGGCAGGAUUAUCAAAAUCAUACUAAGUAUCAAGAUUAUCAAAAUCCAAAGCAUCAAGAGUUUCAAAAAUAUCAAGAUUUUAAUUAUCAACAAACUGAUAACAUGAAGAAAUCGUUUGAUAGAAAAAAUUCGGCUGUACAACCACGAAAUGACUAUAAUUAUACAGGAAUAAAUAAUGAAUUGCCAUCAAAUAGAAAUAAAAAUAAUCAAAAUGACACUCGCUACGGUCAGUACGAAAACGAUUCAAGUAAACAAAAUUACGAUACUCAAUUUAAUAAACACCAUAAUACUAAAACUUACACAGAAACAAAUCAAAAGUCAUUUGGAUCAAAUACCUACGAAAAUAAUUACAAUAAGUAUCAAAUGAAUGAUGUUGAGUUUAAUAAUUCAAAUGUAAAUCGAUCGACUUAUAAAAAUAAUAGCAGCAGUAGUGAUAAUUACAAUAAGUACAAUAGCAGCGGCGGUAAUAAUUUAAAUUCAAACGGAACGUGGGCAUGGAAAAAAGGCGACCAGUGCAUGGCGAAAUAUUGGGAAGACAAUAAAUAUUAUAACGCCGAAGUGACGGCUGUGUCGGCACGCACGUGCGUUGUGCAGUUUAAAGACUUCAAUAAUUACGAGGAAGUAUUGCAAGUUGACUGCAUACCAAUUACAGAAGAUAUUGCCCCGAGUUUCGUAGCUCCCGAGGUCGAUAAUCGCCGCGGUGGCUACCGCGGCCCGCGUUACGAUCAAAAUAAAAAUUCUGGAAUGGAAUUUAGACGCGGUGGAGGCGGCGCUGCAGUUGCCGCUGGAGGGUCUAGUCGCGGGCACAAUAAAAAACGCACGCAGCAACGGACUGCUCAGCCAAUUUAUCAACCUCCAGCACAACGUAGAUAAUUACUAUGUCUGAAUGUUAAUUUGAAAUUGAAACCGAUUACAGUUUUUAAAUGAAGGUUUAAUAUCCUGCCAUCUUUAAAUACUCAUGUAAUUACUCAUAUAAUUGCGGUACGAUUUAAUCAUUAAUGAGAUAUGAGAUUGGUUGUAAUGAGAUCUGAAUUGUAAUCAGUGGGGUCUAUAUUAACAGGAUUAUAAUUUAUGAUCUAUGAUUUAAAGUAACCUAUUAACUAGUCGCGUACUAGGUACAACAGUAAAAAUAAAUAAGAAACAACUUUGAAACUCUACUUAUUAUUAUAUACAUUGUGAAUAGAUUUAAAAAUAAUGUAUAUGUACAUAAAUAAUUAACUGAGAGUUUAUUGAUCUAUAUGAUUUAAAAUUUAUUUUUAAUUAAUUUGUAGAAAUCUACGUCGAUACUCUGUAAACACUAUUAGUGUAAUUUAAAUAAAAAAUUUGUUAUAAUUGAACAUUGUACUAAAGCUAAUUAAUAUACGUACAUA